UAGGACCAGAGGCACAGUCUCAGAAUAGAGGGUCUGUUUAGAACAGAGAUGAGGAGGAAUGUAUUUAGCCAGAGGAAGAAGAAUGUGAAAUUCAUUUUCACAUGUGACUAUGGGGGCCAGGUCAAUGGGUAUAUUUAAGGCAGAGGUUGACAGGUUCUUGAUUAGUCAGAAUGUGAAAGGUUACAGGAUGAAGGUAGGAGAAUGGAGGUUGAGAGAGAAAAUGGAUCAGCCAUGAUGAAAUAGCAGUGCGGAUUUGAUGGGUCGAAUGGUCUACUUCUGCUAUGUCCUAUAGUCUUAUGAGUCUAGGCUGGUUUUCUUAAACCUUCAAAAUGUGGUAAAAUCGCCUCAGUUCCUUGCAGACUACAUCUUGGUCAUUCCAUCGGGAGGUGGCGAUGAAUUCCCCACUUCACCACUCUCCGGCUGCACUUUGAAGACACCGAGAGGCGACUCCCACCUUCUGUUAGAUCAUCCUAACGUAAGGCGGAGCAAAGAUCGCUGUUUUUCACUGUAGAUUGAUCAUCUGAACGAUAUCUAUGUCUCUCAGAUACCGGAGCCAUUUCCAAAGCGUGGCAGGAGCGCAGUCCUCCCGGCGGUAGGAGGCGAAGACAGAGAGACCACGAAGCGCCGCCAAGGUCUUCGUCGCCUAGCAACGCAGAUGGCUGUAGAUUUUGAAUUGCUGCUAGCGAAUUUAAUUUCAUCUUCGCGUGGUUUAUAAUGGACGUUCCGUCCAUCCACCGAUGUCUUUGGCUUUGUGCUGAAAAUGAGCACUUGCAAAGAAAACUCAAGAAAUACCGUCAGAAGAAUGAACUGCUGGAGACUCAGCAUUCAGAAAUCCAGGAAAAACUACGUUUGCAGCAGCUGAUGAGGGAUUUUGUAACCUCCAGAGAUGCUCAAGUACAGACUGAACCUCAGCAAUGGCAUAGAGCUGGCUUUAAAGAGGAUAAUGCUACAAAAGCUGAUGUAAAGAGGAAUCAGCUAUUGCAGACAUACAAUGCCCUUCAGAAACAAUAUGAAGAAGAACUUAAAACCAUCAAAGAACAGAGAGAAACCAUUUCGAAGCUCACUAUGAUGAAUCAUGAGUUAGAGCUACAGCUAAUGGCCUCUAAGCAAAAAAUUCAGCAGCUGCAGCAGACACAAGUGGAGAGAAAGCAAAGAACGUCUAUGCUGGAACGAGACUCUGCAUCUCGCAAAUGUAUGUCUGGUGGUUCCAGUGCUUGCUCACCUGGCUGCAUUAACAUCGAACUUCUCUUCAUGGUAGAAAGACUGCAAAAGGAAAAGGACAGACUUACAAAGGAGAAAAACAGCUUGAAGAAUGAGUUGGCUGGACUGGAUAAGGGGUUCUUUGAAGAAAUUGAAGAUUUGAAGUAUGCUCUGCAUGAAUCUGCUAAACUGAAUAAAGAAUAUGAGAAGUGUCUACAAAAAAUGUGUGAAAAACAUGGGCUUCCAUUUGUCCAUGUGUCCAGUGGUCACAAAAUUGACAAAAUAUAAUUCAUUUAUUAAUUAGUAAAUUAAUUUUGAAGAAUAUUAAAGUCUGUUUCUGAGAUAAUUGAGCUCCAAAGGCAAAAAUAAAUCUGCAAAUACUAGAAAAGUGAUAAAACAUAAGACUGGAAAUAUUCAGUGAGAGGUAGGAGAAAACCAGUAUGAGAGAGGAAGAACAGCAGUCCAAACAGUGUCUGAGCAGCAGGAGUUACCAAGUUAAUCUGAAUUGUGCCAGUCACCUGAGAGAGCUACUUUAGGAUUUCAGCAAAAAGAAAAGAUUCCCAACUACAUCUAGAUUAAAUGGCACAUAUUUUUGCGAUGUUUGAAGCUACUAUGUUCUGAUUCAGAGUGCUACCACCAAAUUAAGGACAUUUCUUUAUUGCAUUAUUUUCAAAUGCACUUCCCUCUGGUAUUUUGGCUGAUAUUAGGAUGACAGCAUUGUGGUUAAGUUACUGGACCAGUAUUUAGAGCUAUUAAUCUGAUGAGGCUGCCUUGUACUAUAGCAUGGGAGCCUUAAAUUCAAAUCAUUAAAUAUAUUUGGAAUAAAAAGCUAAGUUCAGGGACUGUGAUCAAAAAAAUGACUCAGUUAUUAAGGAAGGAAAGCUGAUGAAUUUAUCUGGACUGUCUUGUGUGUUUCUACACCCACAUCAAUGUGUUUGACUCUCAGCUGGUCCAUAAAGUGCCUUAACAGAUACUCAAAUAUUCACAAUGCCAAUCAGCAACAAUAAAUGCUGGCAACCCCAAUGACACCCACAGCCCAUGAUGGUGCCAAUAUAGAGAAAAAUUCUGGUUGGCAUUGUCAUUCAUUUCUUCUUUUGCUUUGGGUUCCAGUAAAGCAACAGGUUAAAGCCUGCUUUGUGAUGUUAAUGAAGAAACAAUGGAAUAAUUGUGAGUUGAUUUAAAUUGUGUGCAAUAACAAGUAAUUAUUAACAGGUCUGAAGUUCUAUGGCCUUGCUUGUUGCUUGAUUUUCAUUACCGAUCUGGAAUAGGUUUUGGAAGUUUACUUUAUUGCCACCAAGCAAUUGAUACUAGAGUGUACAAUCAUCACAGUGUUAUUUGUUUCUGCGCUUUGUGCUUCCUGAAGUACAAAUCAAAGUAAAUAUAAUAAAAAUUUAAAUUAGUAAUCAUAAUUAGAAAAUAGAAAAGGGAAAGUAAGGUAGUGUAAGUCAGGUCUAGAUAUUUGGAAGGUACAGCCCAGAUCUGGUGUUCCGAUGUUUAGACUAUCAAAACCACAACAAGGGUUAACAAAGUCAAAAUGAACAUGAUGGGUUAGGGCAAAUAUGACAGCUGUUAUCUUAUAGUACAAACGUGUUUCUUAUAGUACAAACGUGCUUGAGUCAGAAAUUUGUUGCUAAAGCUGCAGGCACCAAGUGCUCAUGAGUUGCUGCACCAUUAGAGGUCUCUCCAAUACAUCAUUAAGCUGAACUCACCGUCUCCCCACACUAAUGUGUCACACAGUGAGUUUGUGGGGAGAGCCAAAUUAACCAUCCAAAGAACCAAGCACUGAUUUUUUACUCAUGUCUUCCUAACUGCUUCAUUAAUCACCUUUCAUUUGCUCCUUCCCACCUUACUUUCACCCAUGCUCUUUCAGUCAUACACCAAUACAGCAUGGAAACAGGUCCUUUGGCCCAAUUGGUCCAUGCUAACUACAGCUUCUACCUCGCUAAUCAUAGUUGCCUGCAUUUGGCCCAUGAUCUUCCAUUCUCCACCUCUCCAAAUGCCUUUUAAAUGUUGCAAGUGUGCCUUCCUCGACUACUUAAGGCAGCUUGUUCCAAGUGAUAAGUAUCAUCUAUGUGAAGAAGGUACCUCGUGGGUCUCUUUUAAAUCACAGCACAUUACAGGCCCUUUGGCCCACAAUUUUCUGCCAACCCUGUAACCUACUCUAGAAACUGCCUAGAAUUUCCCUAGUGCACAGCCCUCUAUUUUUCUAAGCUCCAUGUACCUAAGAGGCUCUUAAAAGAGCCUAUUGUUUCUGCUUCCACCGCUGCUGCCAGCAUUGCAUUCCAUGCAUCCACCAUUCUCUGUGUGAAAAUCAUACUCCUGACAUCCCUUCGGUACCUAUUUCCAAACACUUUAAAACUACGCCUCCUAGUGUUAGCCAUUUCAGCCCUGGGAAAAAGCCUCUGGCUAUCCACGUGAUCAAUGCCCAUCAUCAUCUUAUACACCUCUCAGGUCACUUCAUCCUCCGUCGCUCCAAGGAGUAAAGGCCAAGUUUAGUCAACCUCAUAAGGCAUGCUCCCCAAUCCAGGCAACUUUCUUGUAGAUCUCUGCACUCUCUCUAUAGUAUCCACAUCCUUCCUGUAGUAACAUGACCAGAACUGAACACAGUACUCCAGAGCAAGGUGCACAACUCAGUACAUAUAACUCACACACAUAACACAUAGUAAAGUGAUAUUAUCUCAAAUAAAUUAACAAAUAAUAAGGUGCAUAUACGAUACAAGUUAAAAAGUAAACAGUAUAACAAUACUGGUGUUUCAUACCUAACACAAUACACUAAGUGCAGUCUCACCAAUGACUAUAAUAUCCCUACUUCUAAAUUUGAUGUCUUGACUGAUGAAGACCAGCUUGCUAAACAUGUCUUCAAUACCCUGUCUACUUGCAUGAACUUUGCACUUGUAUUCCCUGAUCACUCAAUGCCCUGCCAUUCACUGUAUAAAUACUAAACUGGUUUGACUACUCUAAAUGCAUCAUCUCACACUUACCUAUGCUAAAAUCCAAUUGCCAUUUCCCUGCCUAACUGAUCAAGGUCUUUGCAAUUCAGUGUAAUCUGGAAGGCACACUCUCCUGGUGUUUUUUCUGUGGCCACAAAUCUUAUGUCUGUCUUCCUCACUGUCAAGUUUCCUAUUACUAUCUUCAUCCUUGAUCCUUGCACUAAUGAUUGGAAAGAGCCAGUUUCUGGUCUAAUCAAAUACUCAUGUCACUUGGACUCCUAAUAUAAGCUCUGCACAGUUGAACAGGAGCAAAGACUGGAACCACUUUCUGAUGAUGAGACCAUUAAACUGCAAGGCCAUUCUUCAAAUAACCAAGAUUGGGCAAUAGUCCUUGAGCGAGUGAACCAGGAGCAAAUCUGUUCAGACAAAAGUAAGCCUCACAGGGGUAGGGUAGUGAGUGUAAGUUGGCAAUCAGAAGGGACAGAACGCUUGCUAGGGACUGUGAGGCUGUAAGGUUGGUGACCUAUUAUCAAUGCUUUCAGAUUUCUGACAUUAAAUUGCUUACCAGUAGGAAGAGUUAUCCACUCUACUCAGAGACCCAUCAUUGUCUUGAAAACAAUUAUUAGGCCCUCCUUAAUCUUCUGUUCCUGGGAUAGCAGUUCUAAACUUUCUAAUCACUCCACCCACCCCCACCCCCACCCCCAUAUGCUUCAUCUCUCAUCCUGGAAACUGAUUGAAUUCCCUUUUUUUCAAAAGCCCUCUGGUGCCUUGAAUUGUUCACAACACUGCAGCUGAGGCCCAACAGUAAUAAACAAAGUUGCACCAUGAUAUGAUCUUAUUCUCUAUGACAUGUAAACAUUAAAGAUUAAGAUCUUUAAAGAUUAGCUUUCUUUGUCAUGUAUAUCGAAACAUGCAGUGAAAUGUGUCGUUUUGUGUCAUCAACCAACACAUUCUGAGGAUUGUGCUGGGGGCAGCCUGCAAGUGAGACCAAACUUCUGGCACUAAUAUAGCAUAUCCACAACUCACUCACUCUAAACCUAACCGUGCAUCUCUGGAAUGUGGGAGGAAACCCACAAGGUCACGAGGAGAAUGUACAAACUCCUUACAGACAAUGGUGGAAUUGAAUGCUGAUCAGUGACUACCAGCAUUGUAAAGCAAUUGCACUAAUCACUACGCUACUGUGCUGCCCCUCUACCCAAUGAUUUGACAUAUUCUUGAUGCAUGCCUAACCUUUCUAAAAUAAUGUUAAUUUAUAGUGCAGGGACUUUCAUGCCUCACAUGGUACAUCCAUAUUUCUGUUUAUUAUAAGGAAACUCAUCUCCAGACCCCUAAGCCUGAGACUAAACUCCUUCAUUUGCAAUUGUAUCUUCAACUUCCUGACCAACAGACCACAAUCAGUAAGGAUAGGCAGCAACAUUUCAGCCAUGGAUAUUCUCAGUACUGGUGCCCAACAAAGUUGCAUCCUUAGCUCCUUAUUCUACUCCAUGUAUACUCAUGACUGUGUUGCCCGAUUCUGCUGUAACUCCAUCUACAAGUUUGAAGAUGACACUAACCGUAGUGGGCCACAUCUCAAAUAAUGAUGAGUCAGAGUACAGGAGGGAGAUUGAACACCUAGUAACAUGGUGUCAUGACAAUAAUCUUUUCCUCUGUGUCAGUAAAACAAAAGAUCUGGUCAUUGAUUUUGGGAAGGGGGACUCCCAUUUUAAUUCAACUUUCCAUUCCCAUUUUGAAUUGUCUGUCCAUGGUCUCCUCAACCACCAUGAUGAGGCCAAACUCAGACUGGAGGAACAAUACGUCAUAUUCCAUCUGGGUACUUGAUAGCAAGAACAUAAAUUUUCUAACUUCUGGUAAUUUCACCCCUUUCUUCUCUCUUUUCCCAUUCAUCAUUCCAGUUACCCUCUCAUUCCUUCUCUUCUCACCUAUAUAUCACCGCCCUCUGGUUCCCCUCCUUUUUCCCUUUCUUCCAUGGUACACCAUCUCCUAUGAGAUUACUUCUUCCACCUAUUCCUCCCAGUUUCUUUCUUCAUUCCUCCCUCCCCCACCCAUCAUCACACCCACCUUUCCCCUCACCUAGUCCCACCUAUCUCCUGUCAGGUUGUACUCCUUCACUUCACCCCACCCACUUAUUCUUGUUUACAGUCUUGACAAAGGGUCUCAAUCCAAAGCAUUGACUAUUUAUUCCCCUCCAUAAAUGACUUGCUGAGUUCCUCCAGGAUUUUUUUAUCCUUGGCACACGUGCUCCUUUUUAUAUCAAUUGUGCUUAAGUCAAGAAGGUUGAGAGUUUCAAAUUCGUAGGACUAAACAUCACCAGUAACCUGCCCUGGUUCAACCUGUUGACACCACCACCAAGAAAGCUCACCAGUGGCUUUACUUCCUCCAGAGGCCAAAGAAAUUUGGCAUUCCCCUUUGACCCUCAUCAAUUUUUAUCAAUGCACACUCAAAAGCAUCCUAUUUAGAAAUAUCACAGCUUGUUCCCGUGACAACAAGAACUACAAAGGGUUGUGGACACAGUUCAGCAUAUCAUUAGAAACCAGCCUCCCUCCAUAGACUCUAUGUAUACUUCUCACUGCAUUGGUAAACCAGCCAGUAAAGUCAAAGGCCCACCCACGCUGUAAUUCUCUCUUCUUCCCUCUCCCAUUGGACAGAAGAUACAAAAGCCUGAACCACGUACCACUAGGCUCAAGGCUGCUCAAGCCUGCUGGUGUAAGAUGAUUCAGCAGUUCCCUAGUACGAUAAGACGGAUCCCACAAUCUACAUUCUUGUGACCUUAACCAUUGUAUAUCUGUACCCUGUACAUUUUAUUCUGUACUCUGAUAUUGUUUUACUUUGCACUACCUCAAAGCACUGUUGUAAUGAAAUGAUUUGUCGGUGACAGUUUGCAAGACAAGUUUUUCACUGUACCUUGGUGUAGGUGACUAUAAUAAACCAAUUAGCA
Hypanus sabinus (Atlantic stingray) is the source of this 7065-nucleotide messenger RNA. Its product is annotated as centrosomal protein of 290 kDa-like. The transcript is spliced from 7 exons. Bases 715 to 1488 code for a protein of 257 amino acids. NCBI's taxonomy places the organism in Eukaryota, Metazoa, Chordata, Chondrichthyes, Myliobatiformes, Dasyatidae. The record is from RefSeq and is a predicted model, not a curated record.